Molecule: messenger RNA, 1149 nt
Organism: Diaporthe citri
Lineage: Eukaryota; Fungi; Ascomycota; Sordariomycetes; Diaporthales; Diaporthaceae
Exons: 2
Coding region: 1-1149 (382 amino acids)
Source: RefSeq, a predicted model, not a curated record
AUGGAGGAAGUACAAUCAACUCUGCGGCAGGCUCUGGGAUUUCGGACAGGUGAUAUCAGUCAAGAGCAGGCAUCCCAGCCUUAUGUCGAGUACAUUGAAGCAUCUUGGACUGGUAGAGAGUCUUCAGCGGGACAGACGGCUUCGGCAGACUCGAGCAUUCGAGAAUACUUGAGCAGUCUAACCACGCGCCAAGACCACUAUUACUUCAAAGACACGAUCGCGGAUUCAUCUGCUAGAGAGUCACGGGUCAACGAAACUGUUCUCCUGAUCUUAGGGACUUGGCUGCUCUCACAGUCAUACUUUGUCCCCACCCACCAAGAUCAGCGGCGCAUCGUAUAUGCCUACUGCCGGACUACAGACCAGGACUACUCUGAGCUCAACGCAUUUGACCAGUCUAUCGGCACACUCAUAUCGAAAAGUGGGCUUCUUCCCAACCCUGGAGAAGGGGGGAGCGCUUCCGAUGAUAAUAUCGCGUCAUUGCAAGUCAUCGACGAUAUCGAGAUCUCGGAGGCAUUCCCUUUACAUUCCUAUGCGGAUCUGCUGGAGUCUCUCUCCAUCGCCUCAACGAGACUCAAUGCCACCAACCUCUCAACCUACAGUCACAUCGAGAUCGCAUGGACACAAAAUAUUUCACGGCAUAUGCUCCUGUCAAAAAGAGCCGAGUCUUAUUACCUCGAGAUAUUUGCUCUUCCUUGUGCCCUGCAGGGGGGCGCAGACCAUGUUCUCUCCAACAUGGGAAUAUCCACAGAUCUGAUAGAUGAGAUCGAAUGCUCUUAUGCUACUCUUUUCAACCCAUCAUCAGAGUCGAAGCUGCACAAAACCCUGGCCUGGGUAAUUGGCUUACACCAUUGGUGUCGGUGCCUGUACUGUACGGCAUCCCGCUUCAGGAAGCACACCCUGGAGAUGCUCAAGGGGAUCAAACCUAGACGACGAGGAAGCUCGCAUGCGACUGGCUACAGAAUGACAUACGACGAUCAAAUCCGAGUACUUAUGGAAAGGAACGCCUCGAAGUGGAAUCAAACGGAGUUUAGCAAUCUCUGGCCUCGCAUCCUGGUCCUCGACUCGCACCUGCAACGAGCACGGCCGUGGAAUUUCUGGGUUCUCUUCCGGGACAGGAGGGACACCGUACAAUACUGGACGUUUCUGUAA